Molecule: messenger RNA, 240 nt
Organism: Sclerotinia sclerotiorum 1980 UF-70
Lineage: Eukaryota; Fungi; Ascomycota; Leotiomycetes; Helotiales; Sclerotiniaceae
Exons: 3
Coding region: 1-240 (79 amino acids)
Source: RefSeq, a predicted model, not a curated record
AUGCCUAUAAAAUUGCAUUUGGAGUAUUUCAAGACCCUUAUCGUUAGUCACAAAGUGUUAAAAGAUCGGAAAAGUUCAAGGAACAUAUUUGAUAUCUCGGGAGCUGAUAUGAAACAUAGGGAUAUGCAUCUGUUCUUGCAAAGGAUGGUUGACUUACUUACUACGAUUGAAGAAGUCAAGGAGAUGGGCAACGAGCAUAAUAAGAAUUCGUGGACAGGUGCCAGAGCAGGAAAUACUUAA